Messenger RNA from Clupea harengus (Atlantic herring), 3551 nucleotides. It is a transcript of the gene impact, whose product is annotated as impact RWD domain protein. Gene Ontology annotation, cellular component: cytoplasm. Gene Ontology annotation, molecular function: protein binding. Gene Ontology annotation, biological process: GCN2-mediated signaling; regulation of translational initiation. Bases 801 to 1295 code for a protein of 164 amino acids. The transcript has 4 exons. Lineage: Eukaryota; Metazoa; Chordata; Actinopteri; Clupeiformes; Clupeidae. The record is from RefSeq and is a predicted model, not a curated record.
CCAAUAUUACUGGGUUUAUUGUAACUGUGGGGAAAUACGUGAUUUGCCAUGGGACAUGAAAGUGUGAGGUAUUUUUGGAGACUAAAGCUGUUUGAUUAACUACUAAUUAAAUGGAUGAGGAUGGUGUUGGUUCCUCUCCUUGUUUGAGGACAUUAAGUGAGUGUAUUUUGAGACAGUUAGGCAGACACAGUUGAAAUGGCAAAGCACAGGUGCAAACACACAUAAACACACACACACACACACACACACACACAUAACCACUCGCUUUGUCGCCCCAUCAACCUAAAUGAAACAUGUCAAAAAAGGGAAAGAGGAGGCUCUGGCUGCUUGAUGGAUGGUUGUCAGGUUGCUUUUGUGUUGUGCGUGUGCGUGUGCGUGUGCGUGUGCGUGUGCGUGUGCGUGUGCGUGUGUGUGUGGAGAUGGAGAUGGAUUCACUUCAUUAGCUCUCAUAAUCAAGGAGUGGCUCCGGGUGUGCAUUUGUGCAAGACAAAUAAAGCCAAGAGCGAUAAAGAGUGAUGGGAUGGGAUUUUGUCUUAAAAGCAAACAGUGGUACAUUAGGGAUAUUAGAAAGAAAAGCGUUAUGAGCCUCAUGAAUUCAAUGCAACAAGCAAAGCACUUUGACUUCCUGCUUCCUGGGUGACUUUUCACACCAGGCAGGCAGUCUCAGGCGACUGCAAAAAAAAGUACUAACCAUUGAUUGAUGUCGGUGGGAUUGUCUGCAUAGAUGCCUUUUCAUUAGCAUGUGGUAAAAGCAUCCUUCGACCCGAGCCUGCUGGGCUCUGAGAGAGAGCUGAAUAUUAAUGCAUUUAAGUCCUUUUUUGCUUUGUGUGAUUUUUGUUGUUGUUGUUUUUUAUGUUUUUCAGGUUCGACUGGUUCUGGACAAGCUGUAUGAAAACAAAAAGAUAGCCAGUGCCACACAUAACAUCUAUGCAUACCGGAUAUACUGUGAGGACCGAAACACCUUCCUGCAAGACUGUGAGGAUGAUGGUGAGACUGCUGCUGGUGCAAGACUGCUUCAUCUUUUACAGAUUCUGGAUGUUCAGAAUGUGAUGGUCGUAGUCACUCGCUGGUACGGGGGCAUUCUGCUGGGGCCGGAUCGGUUCAAGCACAUCAACAACAGUGCCAGAAACCUCCUGGUCCAGGAGGGCUACACUGAGAGUCCGGUAAGAUAUUCUAUUACGGUGCAUGAAAGUAAUCAUCAAAUCAUUAAAUCAUCAAAGGAAACAGAAGGCCACAAUAGCCAUGUUCUGGUCCUUGAAGAAGAGACAACAAUACAACAGCAAGUGAAAGUUUAACAAGAAAAUUACUGUCUUUGUUACAACUGCAGCUGCCGGUAUUCAUUAAUCAAUAUUGAGCCAACAGAAAGCACUCUUUGAAGUAAAGAGCCCUUGCAUCAUUAUGUUUCAGAACCAAUGAUGAUAUACUGUACCCCUUGAUACACCCUUGCUGGAGCAUGAUAUCUAUCCCUGCCAGCCGUGAAAUAUGGCAUAUGGCAAUCUAUGGCAUAACGGUGCUUAAUAUGACUGCCGCAUAAUGUGAGAGAAGUGAAAUAACAAGAUAUUAUCCGUUUCAAGAAAGAUUACGUUUGUGGCAACGAUAGACAAAAUAUUUUGUUGUAUAUCUUAUUCUGAGUGAAGAUUUAAGGAGCUAUAGUUUGUGGAUUUAGCACCUGUGAGUUAUAUUCUGCAGUUCUGCGACCUGUAGUGAAUAUGAGGAGGAGUGGGAAUUUUAUAACACAUAUAUUCUUGUGCUAAAGUUGAGGAUUUAUACAUAAGUAACAAUAUGAGCAUCAUUGUAUAAAGGAACUUGGCAUAACAAGGUUUUGAAAAUAUGCAUGUAUAUAGAAAAUGUAGGAUUAUUAGUUUAAGAAUAUAUUUUAAUACAGUACUAAAUGUGGAGCAAAUGUUACACAUUGGCAUACAGGUAUUGGCACUUAUAACAGAACAAGGGUAUACACUAUCAUAAUAAUUGGUUUCAUAAAAAUAGCCACUCAUUGCCGAUCAUCUGAGUCCAAGCAGAGGUAUGAACUGCCCCAAAUAUCGAAAGGUUGAAUGAUUUGACCACUUCAACAGGUGAAAGAGGACCAUUUAAAUUUUUCAUUAAACAUACUAUGCCUUUGUCUCUCCUCCAGUCUGUCUAAGAGCCCUUUUCCCUUUUUUGCAGAAUGAGAUUUGCAAUCUUUUCUAUAUCAACAAGACUCAAUUAAUAGAUGAGGUUGUGAGUUGUUAAAAGACCAACUCUGCAAACAGUAACCUGGAAAGAACUUUGGCUUUUUCUAAAUGUUUAUAUAGCGGUCUUAAAAUGAACAGCCGCUGGUUUACGCACUAGAUGUUAGCUGAAACAAACUAAAAACAAUCUAAAUUUGGGAAAGGAGUCAACAUGCAAACACUUCAAUAAUGUAAAUUCUGCAAACGGGCAAUGGAAGACCUGCCUCUGUAAUACAUUUUUUUACCAACUCUAGCAUUGGUGAGAUGGAUCUUAUGUGACCUCAUUAAAUCCAUGUGACAGUUUCACUGAAGAGAGCCUUUGAGUGCUAUUGCUACACAGCAUGCCAACCGAAUUAUCACAAGAGCUGCCGCUGUUCAGACUUACUUUUGUGUCUGUGCACCGAACUCUCUUUAGCUUUAUUAUCAAGGCCGAUGGAUGUAGUCACAUCCUCCAAUACCCUUAUAGUUACCAAUUAAAUGUACGCAACAUGAAUGUGACACGAACAAAACUUUCUUUGUGAUAGUAAAGAUAGAAAGCAUGUAACACCCCCCCACCCCCAAACACUUCACCUUUUCAAAUUUGCCACCCUGAAAUUGCUCCUGUUCUAUAUUGAGAGACGAGAUACAGCGAAACAUACCUCCAUCAGGCUGAUGUCUGCCCUCUUGUUCUCCCAGCUCCACCAUGCUGGGUCGUCUGAUUGUCAGCCUGCAUGCUAUACUAUGCCACCAUGUGCUGGCAUGUUGGUACCCAGCAUGAGUCGUGCGCCAGAAACAUGCACAGGAAAUGAAAAAAAAUUAGCUGUUGCUUGCCCCCCCACCACCACCACCACCAAGGAAACCCUUAACUUAAUGUUGUUGUGGGAGGUUUAAUAUGCACAUGUGGUCAGCACAGCACAGCACAGUGUGAUAGGCCGAAAUCCCCCCAGAAGUCUUACUGCGGCUUACAUUGUCAUCAGGCUGCAGUGACACAGGUAGGCUAUUUGGCAGGCAGAAGGUCAUAGACAGCAGAAAAGCAGACAGUGAAAAGCUGACAGGUAAGAGCAGGUGUUACACAGCGCUUGGCUCUGUGAAAGGAAGCCCUAAAAGCACCAUUAGUCUUGAAUUACAGUGUGUAGAGAGCCAAGCAGUACUGCAGCCUGAGCUGAUUGUAGGGGUAAUUUCAGUCACAAGAAGCUAGAGAUCUCCUCACUCAGGAAUAUAUUCCUGUCCAGCCCCAACAUAUCAGAGAGAAAAAAGGGCUUCUGUGUGAAAUGUCUCUAUACCAGUAGGAUAAUACAACCACACGUAAUCACAGUAUUAUAAUUACUUCCACAUGAAAAGGCUUUGGCUUUCAGUGUUUCAAAG